Molecule: messenger RNA, 1207 nt
Organism: Thalassophryne amazonica
Lineage: Eukaryota; Metazoa; Chordata; Actinopteri; Batrachoidiformes; Batrachoididae
Product: patatin-like phospholipase domain-containing protein 2
Biological process (GO): lipid homeostasis; positive regulation of triglyceride catabolic process; triglyceride catabolic process
Cellular component (GO): cytoplasm; lipid droplet; membrane
Molecular function (GO): triacylglycerol lipase activity
Source: RefSeq, a predicted model, not a curated record
CUCGGACCCGCGUCUGUCCUCGUCCUGCUGCCGGGACAUGUCCGGUCAUGUUGGACCUAACGGGGGCUGGAACCUGUCUUUCGCCGGCUGCGGGUUCCUGGGGAUUUACCACAUCGGAGUUGCCAGCUGUUUGCUGGAAAAACCGCCGUUUCUCAUCAAAGGGGCAAUGAAACUGUCCGGAGCCUCCGCCGGUGCGCUGACUGCCUCAGUGCUCGCGAGCCAGGCAUCAAUCACUAAAUGCUGUGAAGAUGUGAUUAAGGUGGCAAAGGAGGCCAGGAAGAGGAAUCUUGGACCCUUACAUCCUACCUUCAACCUGGUCAAAGUGAUAAAGUCGGGCCUGAACCGUGAUCUGCCAUCUGAUGCACAUGUCGUGGCGUCAGGGCGGCUGUGCAUCUCACUGACCAGAGUGUCUGACGGGGAAAACGUGCUGGUGUCGGACUUCAGCUCCAAAGAGGAGCUCGUCCAGGCGUUGGUCUGUAGCUGUUUCAUUCCCGUGUACUGUGGCCUGAUUCCUCCGUCCUUCAGAGGAGUGCGCUAUGUGGACGGAGGGAUUAGUGAUAACCUGCCGCAGUCGGAGCUGAAGAACACUAUCACCAUCUCUCCAUUCGUUGGAGAUGACAUCUGUCCCCGGGACAAUUCCACCAGCUUCCACGAGCUACGUUUCACCAACAUGAGCAUCCAAAUGAAUUUGGUAAACGUGUUCCGCCUCAGCAGGGCACUGGUUCCACCAGAGGUCUGGAGGUUACCGGCUGAGAGCGAUGGCGUGGCACAGCUGGGAACCCGUUGCAACCUGGAUCCAACCCAGAGGAACACGGAGGUUCUUCAGGAGGGAAACAGCAGAUAUGGGGCGGAGCCCAAGUGCAGCUUGACAGCUGGGAGCAGAGCCCUGACGUCACACACAGCAGACGCACCCAACACCAGCAACUUCACCCAGCAGCUCCACCUCAGCUUCACCUGUAAACAGAGACAAAAGCAGCCAGCAGACCAAGCAGGACCAGGGGAAAACUACAACAAAACCACAGCAAAGCUGCCUCAAGCACAACACAUAAUCACGUGGGACGUUGUUUUUAAAAUGUCCACGGACGGAGUGACGAAGGAUGGAGACGAAGAGUUCCCGAGGUUCGUGUCUUUACACGCGGCGGCGCUGCGCAGCGCAGGAGUUCCAGACUUCUACUGGAGGAGCAUCCAGCGGAAAAUCAACGAGCAG